Messenger RNA from Psylliodes chrysocephalus, 537 nucleotides. The record is from the annotation of a GenBank genome assembly. Lineage: Eukaryota; Metazoa; Arthropoda; Insecta; Coleoptera; Chrysomelidae.
CUAGGUAAAUAACAAAUAGAAGUUUUGCGAGGUUUUGAUUUCCCUCAACAACUUCUCAUGAACGUUGCAUUUACGUUGUACAGUAAUGUUAUUACGUUCCCUUAAUGCAACAUCGCCGAAAGGCUUGGCAACGUUAUGUGCUAGCUGGGGGUCAUCGUCAUGCGCAGUAAAUAAAAACCUAUCAAUAAAGCCCAAAGUCGAACGGUUUUUAUUCACUGCGCAUGACGAUGACCGUAAUAUUACGGUUUUGUGAGAUGUUGGGACAAAGCUAUAAUCUAAAAAUGAUGAUGGUAUAAAAACAAAACAAUAACAUAACCUCAAAAUAGGAAUUAUACUUAAUAAAACGCUUGCCAUGAAAAAAUAAUAUUUGCGAAUAACUGUAAUCAAUACUUUACAAAAGAAAAAAUAUAUAUUCAAGCCAUUAUACAGCGAUUUCAACAAUGAAAUUGAUUGAAGAAAAAUACGUGUUUGGAAUUGACUGAAGAUAAGAAGACCAGCCGCAGCAGGAUGAAUAGUGGGAACAGGAGGAUGGAUCAU